Diversispora eburnea is the source of this 591-nucleotide messenger RNA. The record is from the annotation of a GenBank genome assembly. Lineage: Eukaryota; Fungi; Glomeromycota; Glomeromycetes; Diversisporales; Diversisporaceae.
GCAAUACUUGAUCAAGCCAAAAAACAAGAACAAAAAAAGAAUGAUCAGGAAGCAUUAAAUUUAUACACAGAAGCAGCUGAAUUGUAUAUGGAAGCAAGAAUUGUGAAUCCAGUACCAAUGCGAUCAAAACUUACUACAAAAGAAAAAGAAAUACUUAAAAAAAAUUCAUGCAUUAAUGGAAAGAAAUAUUUACCAUGGAAUGAAAUUGAUUUAAAAGAAAUAUUUACAUAUGAUAAACCAUUUUUGUAUAGAUCAAAAUUUGGUGCAUGGAAACGUCCUUCAUUAAUUAUGAAUCGUCCAAGAAUGAUUACAAUGAUUUCUAGUACUACUAUUCGACAAGAUAUUGUUUCUGAUUGUUCAUUCGUGGCUUCUCUUUGCGUCAGUGCAGCUUAUGAAAGAAAACAUAAAAAACAGUUAAUAACGAGAUGUAUUUUUCCACAAAAUGAAGUGGGUCAACCAAAAUAUAAUCCAAGUGGAAAAUAUGUUAUUCAACUUAUAUGUAAUGGAAUUGCAAGAAAAGAUGGAAUUUUGAUGUGUACAUUUUCUUCUAAUAAAGAUGAAUUGUGGCCUAGUAUUAUUGAGAAAGCUUGA